AAGGAGACUGGCCCAUAUGACAAUUUCAAAUGUUUCGUCGUCGCGUCCUCAAAAACAAUUUGAAUGAGAAAGCCAGAGGUCCCGCCCCUCUGACCUUUUCCAAUGGGAGGGAGGUAAGGAGAGAGGACGCAACAGGGCACUUGAGAUUCUUCCCGAGUCCUUUAUACAGAGUUGCGUUGACACAACACAGAGCAAGCACGUUUUUCCGUGUCAGCAUCGUGUAUUUGUGCUACAGGAGCGACUCAGACAGAAUCAUAGACAUUGAAUAGAAAAAAAACAACGCAAGGAGAGACACAGACAACAAGCUAAAAGCUGUGUCCCCACAGAAUCGAGCAAUGUCUAGUUUAAAGAAAAGAAAUUCGAAUUCGUCAGUUGACCGGGAUGUGGAAAACAAGGAGGUUACGGAGAAGAUGCUCUCUCCGGCCGGAGGGGAGAAUGGAAACUCGAGCCGAACGGGAGGCGCACCGGGAAGCCCGGACAAGGUAUCUGUACCCGGCGAAGAUAAGGUUGUCCUAGAGAGAACCAUUACCCUGGUGAAUGGCGUCGCUAUCAUUGUGGGUACCAUUAUCGGCUCGGGUAUAUUUGUGACCCCGACUGGAGUGGUAAAGGAAGCCGGGUCAGUCGGACUGUCCCUUAUUGUUUGGGCAGUGUGUGGAGUGUUCUCAACCAUAGGUGCCCUGUGCUAUGCUGAGCUGGGCACCACUAUUUCCAAAUCAGGUGGAGACUAUGCUUACAUCCUUGAAGUGUAUGGUUCCCUGCCGGCUUUCCUGAAAUUGUGGAUAGAGUUGCUCAUCAUCCGGCCAUCAUCGCAGUACAUUGUCGCGUACGUCUUCGCUACCUACCUCCUCAAGCCCAUUUUCCCUGACUGCCCAGUCCCCGAGAAUGGGGCGAAGCUGAUAGCCUGUCUUUGCAUCUUGCUGUUGACUGCUAUAAACUGUUACAGUGUGAAGGCAGCCACGCGGGUCCAGGAUGCCUUCGCUGCUGCCAAGCUCCUUGCCUUGGGCCUCAUCAUUAUUGUGGGCUUUGUGGAGAUUGGGAAAGGUGACACAGUCAACCUCCUACCAGAAAAUUCUUUCAAGAAUUCAAAUUACGAUUUUGGGAACAUUGGCCUGGCCCUAUACAGUGGUCUGUUUGCCUAUGGGGGCUGGAAUUACUUGAACUUUGUUACAGAAGAAAUGAUUGAACCUUACAAGAACCUGCCGCGUGCAAUCAUCAUCUCCCUUCCCAUCGUCACUGUGGUGUACGUACUAACUAACCUGGCCUACUUCACUACUCUGAGCCCAGAUGAGAUGCUCAGCUCUGAGGCAGUGGCUGUGGACUUUGGAAACUACCACCUGGGCCCCAUGGCUUGGAUCAUCCCAGUGUUUGUGGGACUGUCCUGUUUCGGCUCCGUCAAUGGCUCUCUCUUUACAUCAUCCAGGUUGUUCUUUGUGGGCUCAAGAGAGGGCCACCUCCCCAGUCUGCUGUCCAUGAUCCACCCCAACCUGCUGACUCCUCUGCCGUCACUCAUCUUCACAUGCCUGAUGACGCUGCUGUACGCCUUCUCCAACGACAUCUUCUCCGUCAUCAACUUCUUCAGUUUCUUCAACUGGCUCUGUAUUGCCAUGGCGAUCAUUGGCAUGAUGUGGCUGCGCUACAAGAAACCUGAGCUGGAACGACCAAUCAAGGUGAAUAUCCUGCUGCCUAUCAGCUUCGUCCUGGCUUGUAUGUUCCUUAUCGUGGUGUCCAUCUGGAAAACACCUGUGGAGUGUGCCAUCGGCUUUGGCAUCAUUGCCACUGGAGUGCCAGUCUACUUUAUUGGCGUUUGGUGGCAAAACAAGCCCAAAUGGCUCCUUCAAUUAAUCUUCUCUUCCACGGCACUAUGCCAGAAGAUGAUGGAGGUGGUACCACAGGAGUCCUAAAGAGGAGAUAAAUCGAUGAAGCCCCUCGUCACGGGAAACCCAGUAACUGCUCAUUUACCCUACCCCCUGCACCCAGUGUACACCCUAACUCAGCCCCUAUCGAUGUGUUCUUCAAGCACACUCCAAUCAUUCCCCCUGAUCUGCUAGUGCUGUAGUGAAGGAGAGCCAUGCUGCAGACUGGUUUACAUGUCAGAGCCCCUCCUUCAUUCCUCCGCACCAGGCAGGGGCACGGCCACCCCCACGCCACUCAUAGGCCGUUUGAUAAGUGCUGGGAUAUAUUCAGACAGGUUUUCACUGCAUAGUAUCCGUUUAAAAGGGCCAGUACAGUCAAAAACAUGGUGAUCCUGUGUUUUAUAUUUCCAUACUACGAGGUUGGAAUAAUACUGUGAAAAUGAUCAUAGUGCCCUUUUCGUGAAGAGCUAUUUGAAAAGACUACCUGAAAUGUCUGCUUGUUUGGUGGGAUGAAGCUUUGGCCUGGCUAGUGACAUCACCAGGCGGUAAUUUAGUUAAAAGACCAAUAAGAAAGAGAGUUCCAAAAAUCUCUGCCAACAGCUAGUUUUCAGUUUUCCCCUCUCCACUCUGAACAUUCCCAGAACAGUCAGUCCUAGCAAAAGUCUUGCUUGAGAAAUUGUUCUUUGCUAAGAAUCAUUUUUUUUUUUUUUUUUUUUACCAUUUUCAUUGAAAACAAUCACAGUAAGGUACUUAAUUGUUACCCAGAAAUGAUUUUCUAUUGAGAUAAAAACUGCUGCAUUGGACCUUUUAACAUUUUUGUUGAUUUGUAUUUUUGAAUAUCUUUGUACUCUUAUCCCACCAUGACCCACAAGUGUUGUUUUUAUAAGAAAGAUGUUACUUUUAUUUUUCAUAUUUGGGUUGCAGAGAGAUGUCCUCUCGUUCAAACUAUUAUUUCACUGAGGGUUUAGCAUCCGUGUGUUCAUGUAAUUACAAUCUGUGCUUUCAUGGAGUUGUGAUGGACACUUGUGGCCUGGCUUUUUGCCAAUUCCUUGUAGGCUAAAGCUAGAUCUUUUGUUCAGAUUUUCAUGGUAGACUCACUGUUUCUCAGUAGUUCUGCCAUUACCUAGUCAGGCAGUCAACUGCUUCCCAGUAGGGUAUCAUCUCUGUGUUGCCAUGGCUUCUAUUUAAAGUUCAGCACCUUACAGGCUGUAUAAUGCAGCCAUUAUGUGUUGUCAUCUGGGUGUGUAUCUAAAUAUCUGUGUAUAUGUGUUUUCUGUAUGCUUUUAUGUUUUCAGCUUUUGGGUGGGUAUUUGUAAAGAAUAGCCAAACAACAUGAAGGACCCACAAAUAACAUUUGCUUAAACUAGUGCCUCUGAUGAAGCCAAAGGUUAUUCAGUUCCCCGACUACAGACACAGUACAACUCAUCUGACCCCAGAGAAGCUGAAGACAGAGGUAGACAGGUAAAUGCACGUGUAACAGCGAUUGGAGGAGUGUCAGUGGUAUACUUCUUAUGUGAUGGCACUCCUCCCCUCGGCAUCUAUGGCAGACCAGACUGGUUCACUGCGCCUAGACUGUACACGUUGGAAAUCCCAGCUUGGGCAGUUCUUUUUUAAAUUCUUUGUAGAUAUGAAUUUCUACUUGAAUUCAUUUAUUUUUAUAGGUAGAUGCAGUGGAGCUUUUUUUAAUGCUGUCAAUUAACAAUUUUGUAAAUCCAGGUAAUUCGUAAAUUCCUAUGAGAUUUCUGGUUCACAAUUAUACCAAUACAGGUGACAUUUUAAUUAUAGUUAUUAUUACAACUAUUUCUCAUAUACAAGUUGCUUGUGUCCUGUGAAGGUCACAACGUCAUGGUUUUUUAAUACUGGCAUUAAGAGCCAGCGUAUGAACAUAAUAGUUGCCUGCUUGAGGACUUCAUUUGUUCUUAGAUCACGGUUAUCUUGUGGGUAUCAUCUGAUGCACAUUGCUACUUACUACUGUUAAGUUAGUGUUUUUAUAACAGAGCAGGUCGUAACAAAGGCCCCCGAUAGGAGCACUGACGUCACAGCCACUGUUUUUACCUACGACGGCAAGGGUGGCUAAUAACCUUAGAUAUUGGGUUAGAAUGGGCCGUUGUGCGUGAGGUCUAUGUGUCUAAGAAUAGGUUCAUAGCUGUGAAUAUUCUUUGUGUUUUAGUGUUUCUGUGCUUAUGUGUGUCUUGGUAUCCUACAUUAGAAAAGGUAUAUUGUAUGUUGUCACUACUGUCAGCGCACAACUUCAUAGAAGGAUUUCAUUAUUUUAGGGUGAUAAUGAUAUUUGUGCUGUAAAAGGUUUGAUGAGGUAUGGACCAUGGUAGUGGAAGAUGGGUAGUUGCCCAGUCAAAAGGGGGAGGCAUGCAGGGCAUUCAGAGUAGAGGUUAAAACCACAUAGUUUUUGGAUACAGAUGCCUCGGGGUGGGACAGUGGAGACAUAGGACAGGAGGUGGAAAGGGGGUUGGGAAGGUUGACAAGAUUAAUUCAUUGUUAUUCUUAUUAUUUUUGCUGAAAGGACCUGUGUUGUGUACUGUAUUAACUGAACUCAUCCUCCAGAAGCUUGUCCAGACCAGUGUUCCUCCACGCUGUAUCGUGACCGUGGUAAAGCAUAUGUUGUGCUAUAGACCACAUGGUUGCUAUGGUAACGUAUAAUUCAUGAGUCUGGUCUCCCAUCAGUUUCUCAGAGGAUCUGUCAUUGUAUUUAGAACAGCUGCAUAGCAAGCUAACACUCCAGCCAUCAGAAGUAAUUUAAAUAGUUCCGUAGGUUUAUUUAUUUAUUGUAGGAACUGUUAGCGUUCUCAUUUUUUGGGGGUCCUUUUUUUUUUUUUACAGGGCAUUUGUGAAAGUGCUUUAUGAAUAAAUCUUACAUUUUAUUCCA
Messenger RNA from Oncorhynchus masou masou (cherry salmon), 4737 nucleotides. It is a transcript of the gene slc7a5, whose product is annotated as solute carrier family 7 member 5. Gene Ontology annotation, cellular component: membrane. The record is from RefSeq and is a predicted model, not a curated record. Gene Ontology annotation, biological process: neutral amino acid transport; amino acid transmembrane transport. NCBI's taxonomy places the organism in Eukaryota, Metazoa, Chordata, Actinopteri, Salmoniformes, Salmonidae. Gene Ontology annotation, molecular function: neutral L-amino acid transmembrane transporter activity; L-amino acid transmembrane transporter activity. The transcript has 10 exons. Bases 336 to 1901 code for a protein of 521 amino acids.